Messenger RNA from Prunus armeniaca (apricot), 210 nucleotides. The record is from the annotation of a GenBank genome assembly. NCBI's taxonomy places the organism in Eukaryota, Viridiplantae, Streptophyta, Magnoliopsida, Rosales, Rosaceae.
AUGGACGAAGCUCAUUGUUCAGCUUAUUCUAUGCACUCGGGUAGUACCAAGAUGUAUUGGACACUACAUGAGUACUACUCAUGGCCACAUAUGAAGGGUGACAUAGCUAGGUAUGUGAGCAAAUGUUUGAUUUGCCAACAGGUAAAGGCGGAGCGACAUAGACCAUUUGGACUUAUGCAACCACUUCCGAUCCCUGAAUGGAAAUGGUAA